AUGUCGGCAACAUCGUCACCCGUUCCCCCUCUUCUCGCACCGGUCUCGACGCCGCAGCCAACCCAGAGCUCCACCGUUGCCAUGCAGUCCACCGACAAGCUGAAGAGCGGUACAACCUGGGAUAACCUGCCGAGCGAAAUCAUCCUCCAUGUGGUUGCCAGCACCGAGUACUUCGAAUUCGCCACGAUACACAACCUGCAGCUCGUGGAUCAGCGACUGUAUCGCAUCCUCAAGGCGUACGAACGCUCACUGUGCAAGGGCUACGUGACCAACCAGCUGCGGCACGUCGUCGCCUACUUCCCAGAUCUCAUAUCGCCGCAGUGCAAAGCCUGUCGCAGCGUCGUGGGAUGCACUUGCAACCUCUCGUUUAGCUUGCUGGCAAAUAUCCAGCACAGCGUCCAGCUCCUGACUGAGCUUCACCGUGACGUGUUCGAGCUUGCGCCUGUGUGCCGCUGUCUCCAAUCCUGGCACACGCUGUUCAAGGCCGGAGUGUUGUUCCUUUUCCGCAUGCAAGGGCUGUCGUCGUAUGACGAGAAGGCCGACUUCAUCUUCAGCAUGCCCGUCGGAUGUCUUGUUGCAGUCUUGAUCGCGCUCACUCAGAGCCUCCGGGCGGUACAAAUGGGUGGCAGUGGCCUCAUCCACCAGGACGCGCUCCCGGACGAUGCGCAAUCCCGCAGCGACGUUCUGCUCGUGUUCGAGGAUUGCAUUCUUCGGGGUGGGCCGGAGGUCGUCAUGGGGACGCUCAACCACAACGAAUGGGCGGAGAACAUGCUCGAACGUCAAUACAGCAGGCUCGACGAAUCGCAGAUGGCCGAUGAAGACGGCACGCCGCCGCAGAAAUCCCUCAUCUCGCAGCUCAAGCGAGCGUUCGCGUUCAAGGCCGGGUGUCGCAUUGGCGGGAUCAUGACCAAGGCCAUGGAGAUGUCGCAGAAGAAGCCGCUGCGAGACAUUACCGAUGCUUACAUCGUCAACUUGGUGCAAUCCGUACCAGAAUACUGA
Diplodia corticola is the source of this 999-nucleotide messenger RNA. RefSeq lists its product as uncharacterized. The record is from RefSeq and is a predicted model, not a curated record. The transcript has 5 exons. The coding region runs from base 1 to 999 and encodes 332 amino acids. Lineage: Eukaryota; Fungi; Ascomycota; Dothideomycetes; Botryosphaeriales; Botryosphaeriaceae.